Quercus lobata is the source of this 1728-nucleotide messenger RNA. RefSeq lists its product as uncharacterized. Bases 62 to 1399 code for a protein of 445 amino acids. Gene Ontology annotation, molecular function: protein binding. The record is from RefSeq and is a predicted model, not a curated record. Lineage: Eukaryota; Viridiplantae; Streptophyta; Magnoliopsida; Fagales; Fagaceae. The transcript has a single exon.
GAAGGGGUGAACUACGUCUGUUUACACAAACCUUCUUCUUCUUCCAAACACUACUUACACAAUGAUGCUCCGAACACUUAUUUCAGCUUUACUCAUCCUUUGUUCCUAUUCUCUGCAUGGCCUAGCCCAACCUGGUGGAUGUCCUAGAUGUCCCUUAAUAUCAGCACCAGCUCGACCACGACCACCAGUAUACCCUCGACCACGACCACCACUAUACCCACCAGGACUUCAUCUCAUGCCUCGUCGCCCAGCAAACAAUCCUGGACCAUUGUCCAAUAGAGCCAGAAUUCUAUUCAUCACCCAAGAACUCAAAAGAAACAUCACCUAUGACCCACAAAACUAUACUGGCACUUGGGUUGGAAACAACUAUUGCCUUUUCAAAGGGUUCUUUUGUGACACUGUCCCUGACUUGAACAUCACUGGGCUCGCUCGCAUUACCUUCAAUGGCGCAAGAUUUGGUGGUACUUUCUUGAACUUUUAUCGCUUUAUUCGAAAUUUGCCAGACAUUGCUAUCUUCCAUGCCAAUUCUAACAACUUUAGUGGAGUUAUUAAUAGAAACCUUAACCAACUACGUUAUUUAUACGAGCUGGAUUUGAGUAACAACAGGUUCCUUGGAAGAUUUCCAUCUAAUGUCCUAGGUGCUACAAAUUUAACAUUUGUGGAUCUUAGGUUCAACACUUAUGUUGGGGUAAUCCCACCUCGGGUAUUCAACAUUGACACAAACGUGUUGUUUAUCAACAACAACAGGUUCAUUCAGAAAAUUCCAGCCACAUUAGGUAACACACCAGCUUUGUACCUCACACUUGCCAACAACAAGUUCACUGGUGAAAUCCCACGUAGUAUUGGCCGAACUUGGAACACACUACUCGAAGUGCUCUUCUUGAACAACAGGUUGAACGGUUGUUUGCCUUUUGAAAUUGGUUACUUGCAAAAGUCCACAGUGUUUGAUGUCGGUGGCAAUUUAUUGACGGGUCCAAUUCCACAAUCAUUUGGGUGUUUGUUCAAGAUGGAGUUACUCAAUUUGGCUCACAACCAGUUCUAUGGGACUAUUCCAGAAUCACUAUGCAGGUUACCAAAUGCGUACAAUUUUUCAUUGUCUUACAAUUUCUUCACACAAGUAGGGCCUGUGUGUAGGAGAUUGAUCAGAGCAAAGAGGCUUGAUGUGAGGAGAAACUGCAUUACUGGGCUUCCACAGCAGAAAUCAGCAGCUGAGUGUACACGUUUCUUUGCUAGGCCUAGAAGCUGCCCAAGAGAGAGUACUUUCAGCGUUGUUCCUUGUAGGCUUACUACUACUGGUGAGUCUUUGGAAGAAGAAGAAUUUGAGGUUAUUCCUACAAUUGAUGAAAUGACUCCACCUUCACCUACGACCUAUGGUGCGCUUACAAAGCCUCACCAUUGAUGAUUGGAAGGUAUAUAUAUUGUAGUGACUCGGUUCGUGACCUUUGUAAUAGAAUAAGAUUAUCCGAGUUUUUUAUUUGCUUUGCUAAUUAUGGCUAUUAUCAGAUUGUAAAAGUGUAAUUACGUUUUUUUUUUUUUUUGGGUGAAGGACGUUGCUAGAGAACUCAUGUUCUCUGGCAUCUAUGCUGCUAGAAGUCCUUUUCUUUCUUAAUUUUUCUCUUGGUCUUAUUUUUGCGAAUUCGGAACAUUGUGGUCUUUUCCAACAUUAUCGCAUUUUCUUGGUUUGCUAAAUAUUUUAUAUGAAAAUAAAACGAGGAUCUUUAUGUUUUA